AUGGGCAAGACAGAAAAACUUAGAAAGUAUCGGAAAUGUUGGGAAACAGAAAAGUGGGCUAAAGGAUGGUUAAAAGAAGCUGAUCCCGAUGCAAAUAAAAUCGGAGAAGCGUUUUGCAAGAUUUGUCGGUCAUUCCUUAGACCUCAUUUGACUGAUUUACAAAGACAUGAAAAAAUGAAAAAUCUGAAUUCUCAACAGUUCAAUCAAGACGUCUUAAGUAAUUCAAUUAUAAUCACUAAUGAACAAAAAGAAUUAGAUUUAAAGUUGUCCCUGUACGUUGCUACUCAUACUUCCAUAAAAAUUAUAGAUCAUCUUGGAGAAAUACUAAAGGUUAUGGGGAAAAAGAAUAAUUCACUUUUAAGUAAUUUAAAGAUACAUCGAACUAAAUGUUCAACAUUGAUUAAAAAUGUAAUUUCCCCAUCAUUACUUGAAGAGCUCAUUCUGGAUAUAGGUACAACUCCAUAUUCUCUUAUUGUUGAUGAAUCGACCGAUGUCUCUAAAAAAGCUAUCAGAGAAGAAUUUUUAGGCUUCAUUGAAUUACAUGCUAUGGAUGCUGUCAACAUAGCUAGUGCAAUCGAUAAUUUUAUUCAAAACGAAGGUCUCGAUGGAACGAAGCUUGUGGGACAAGACUAUGAUGGUUGCGCAACUAUGGCAGGGAAGAUCAAUGGAGUGCAAUAA
Messenger RNA from Aphis gossypii (cotton aphid), 678 nucleotides. RefSeq lists its product as uncharacterized. The record is from RefSeq and is a predicted model, not a curated record. NCBI's taxonomy places the organism in Eukaryota, Metazoa, Arthropoda, Insecta, Hemiptera, Aphididae. Bases 1 to 678 code for a protein of 225 amino acids. The transcript is spliced from 3 exons.